UCCCGCCUCUUCCUUUCUCGCAAUCACACCGAGUAUCAUGGCGCUGGUGAAGAACGUCUACAGCUUGCUGUUUAGAAGAACAUCGACUUUCGCCAUCACCAUCAUGGUGGGAGCCGUUGUCUUCGAGCGAGUGUUUGACCAGGGUGGAGAUGCGUUAUUUGACAAUUUAAAUCGGGGGAAACUGUGGAAACAUAUUAAACACAAUUAUGAGAAGGAGGAGUGAGCAGAAUGUCAUCUGAUGUCGUCUCUUGAUGGAGCGCCCAGCCACCACCACCACCUCUCCAUGUUUCCUGAGGAAGAGAAAUUGGCUUUGGCAGCGUUUUUAAUGUCAUCCUUUGUGGCAUUGGGAUCCAGAGAGACUCUGUUAUGAUCAUCAUGGAAUACUGAGAAUCAGCAACUUACCCUGUCUGAAUACUGCAUCGUAAAUCUUGUAUUCCUCACAUUUUGUAAAUGUAUACUUAAAUUAAGCCUGUGUUAAUAAAGCUGACAUAAAUCUGA
Molecule: messenger RNA, 498 nt
Organism: Pangasianodon hypophthalmus (striped catfish)
Lineage: Eukaryota; Metazoa; Chordata; Actinopteri; Siluriformes; Pangasiidae
Gene: uqcr10
Product: cytochrome b-c1 complex subunit 9
Exons: 2
Coding region: 38-223 (61 amino acids)
Biological process (GO): mitochondrial electron transport, ubiquinol to cytochrome c
Source: RefSeq, a predicted model, not a curated record